AUGAAUAGUGAAUUUUCUUCUACCAAUCCAUUUAGAACAAGCCCCGAGCAGCCAAGUGACCACCGGGCUUCACGGAGUAAUAAUGACGGGCAUCGUGCUCGAGAUAAUAAUAACAAUCCAUUCUUAGAUGAUACUGAGUUGCCUAAGUAUAAGGAAACACAAAAUACCAAGAAAUAUAGUACUUCAAAUGAAAAACAAAUGAGACCACCUUCCUACGAUGAAUCAACUUCGAAUUCUAGAAGGCAGCACCGUCACAAACAUCAUAGUCAUAAACAUCAUCAUACUAAGACGAAGAAUGGUGUUGGAGUAGAUACUAUCGAUAAGCUCGACUUGACUGGCGUAUUUGGUGGUUCUUUUCACCAUGAUGGUCCCUUCGAUGCGGUGACCCCCCGAAGAAACGCGAAGGACGACAAACGUGCUCCAGUAAAAGCCUUCCCCAUAGACAGUGCAAAUAAUACAGUAGGAGGUGUCACGAUGAAAAAAUCUGCUCUCGAUGAGGUAUUUGGAUAUGAGAAGGAAAAUGAAGACACCUAUUAUAUAAAACCUGGUAAAAAUAUUGGUUCAAGUCGAUUUGAUCCGAAAGCCAAAGUUGAAUUGGUUCAUGGCCCUACGACUGCUGGAUUAGGAUCGACUACAUUUCUAGAUGGUGCUCCUGCAAGUGAAAACGCAAUCAGAGAAGAAAACAUGAAAAAUCAACUUAAUAGAAAAAAAUCAUUCAAAUUAUCGAGAAAGUCAUUUGAUAACAAUCAAAAUUACACAUAUUUUAGUGAUCCAAAUGCAAAUAACACUGGGAAAGACGAUGAAUUUUUGGAACUAAAGAAAAAACCAAGUAGGGGUAACACUUUUAUAAGGCGUGUAAAAAGUUUAAAAGUCGGUAGAAGAAGUUAA
Messenger RNA from Kazachstania africana CBS 2517, 888 nucleotides. RefSeq names its product Pal2p (gene PAL2). Bases 1 to 888 code for a protein of 295 amino acids. The record is from RefSeq and is a predicted model, not a curated record. NCBI's taxonomy places the organism in Eukaryota, Fungi, Ascomycota, Saccharomycetes, Saccharomycetales, Saccharomycetaceae. Gene Ontology annotation, cellular component: cytoplasm. The transcript has 2 exons.